CUAGUCAGUAGGUUAGUGCUUGUGGUGACUCGUACACAAGAUGGACACCGGCUGGAUUGUCCCUUGCCUUAUCGUAGUCUUCAUUCCCAGCGAUAUAUCGACCACAGAUCCAGCCUCAAAUCAACUGGUUGACUACAAGAAUUAUCAUCACGGCGGUGGCAGAGUGGUGACAGGUUAUGGAGUACCAGUAGACGACAUAACCUCCACACUGACGGUUGGCUACCACGGGCCCGUUGUCAUGCAGGAUGUUGUGUUCCUGGACACACUGGCGCACUUCGACAGAGAACGCAUCCCUGAGAGGGUGGUACAUGCCAAGGGGGCAGGUGCUUUUGGUUAUUUCGAAGUCACACACGAUAUCACACAGCACACCAAGGCUGUGGUGUUCUCACACAUUGGGAAGAAAACACCAAUCGCAGUUCGGUUCUCAUUUGUAACGGGAGAAACCGGAUCGGCCGAUACGAUCAGGGAUCCUCGGGGAUUUUCCAUAAAAUUCUACACAGAAGAUGGAAUCUGGGACCUUGUGGGAAAUAACACCCCAAUUUUCUUCCUCCGGGACCCCAUUUUAUUUCCCUUGUUCAUCCACUCGCAGAAAAGAAAUCCUGCAACAAACCUAAGGGAUGCCAACAUGUUCUGGGACUUCAUUUCCCUGCGUCCAGAGACUACUCACCAGACCAUGAUCACAUUCUCUGACAGAGGCAUCCCUGAUGGGUACCGCUACAUGCAUGGCUUUGGCUCCCACACCUUCAAGAUGGUGAAUAACAGACAUGAGGCCGUGUAUGUCAAGUUUCACUACAAGACUGAUCAGGGCAUAAGGAACUUAUCCCCAGAGAGAGCUGCCAUCAUAGGAGGCACAGACCCAGAUUAUGCCAUCCGUGACCUGUACAAUGCCAUUGCACGUGGGGACUUCCCCACAUGGUCCUUUUACAUUCAAGUCAUGACCUUUGAAGAAGCCGAGCAUUUCAAAUGGAACCCUUUUGACUUAACCAAGGUAUGGCCUCAAGAGGACUUCCCUUUGAUUCCAGUGGGCAAAAUAGUGUUGAACCAGAAUCCUUCAAACUAUUUUGCUGAAGUGGAGCAGAUUGGUUUCAGUCCAGCCCAUAUGAUCCCAGGCAUUGAACCCAGCCCUGACAAAAUGCUUCAUGGACGCCUAUUCACCUAUUCAGACACCCAGAGGUACCGUUUAGGGCCAAAUUAUCUGCAGUUUCCUGUAAAUAAUCCAUUCCGAACAAAGAUUACAAACUUUCAGCGUGAUGGACCACAAACUUUCACUGACAACCAAGGUGGUGCACCUAACUAUUUCCCUAACAGUUUCAAUGGACCAAAAAACGAUCCAAGUGCUGCAAUUUCCAGGUUCAAUGUCACAGGAGAUGUUGCCAGAUAUAACUCAGCAGACGAAGACAACUUCAGUCAGCCAACUCUGUUCUGGAGGAAUGUCCUGAAACCAGAUGAAAGAGAUCGCCUGGUGCAGAAUAUUGUGAACAGUCUUAGGAAUGCCACUGACUUUAUCCAGGCUCGUACGGUGAAAAUGUUUAAUCAAGUGGCUGCUGAGUUUGGGCAUAAACUUUCUGAAGGCCUCAGAAGACAAGCAUAAAACAGUGGAAAUUCUUUUCAGUUCUUCCAAGGAGCUCUAGACUUCGCACAGAGUGAACAGUCUUUCAAAUCCACUUCACAAGAUGAACUCAUCAUAUAACCGUUCCAUUUAUAUUAGUGGGUCCAGAAACUCACUUUGCAUUGUGGACAACUGGAUGUCCAAGAGAGAACAUGCUUUUUAAAUUACGCACUGGACCUGUGUUUAUCCAGCUGUCUGAUAUAGCAGCACACUCUAAUUCAGUAUCUCCUGCCAUAAAAAAUCCUAUACUACUGUAAAUUUCUAUAUAUGUAUGUAAUGCAUAAACUAUGCCCAUGUUAUUCCUAA
Messenger RNA from Cryptotermes secundus, 1915 nucleotides. Its product is annotated as catalase. The transcript has 10 exons. Lineage: Eukaryota; Metazoa; Arthropoda; Insecta; Blattodea; Kalotermitidae. The record is from RefSeq and is a predicted model, not a curated record. Gene Ontology annotation, biological process: response to hydrogen peroxide; hydrogen peroxide catabolic process. The coding region runs from base 41 to 1591 and encodes 516 amino acids. Gene Ontology annotation, cellular component: mitochondrion; peroxisome; cytoplasm. Gene Ontology annotation, molecular function: heme binding; catalase activity.